Molecule: messenger RNA, 1711 nt
Organism: Quercus lobata
Lineage: Eukaryota; Viridiplantae; Streptophyta; Magnoliopsida; Fagales; Fagaceae
Product: F-box/kelch-repeat protein At3g06240-like
Exons: 2
Coding region: 478-1689 (403 amino acids)
Molecular function (GO): protein binding
Source: RefSeq, a predicted model, not a curated record
CAAAAUUCCUCUACAUUUCUCUUUUCUUUUUUGGUUCCUGUUUCUUAAAUUACAUCACAAAUCACACGCUUUGGUUAAAGAAUUUCGAUAGGCAUGAGGCAGCUGUUUGGCACUUUGGCUAAGUGGGUCGGAUCAGUCCGACCCGUAAAAAAUUUGAGCCAUUACCCAAUCGGCCCCCAUAGUUCUUAGAUCCAACCCAAUAAGGUCUUAUCUUAAUUCGAAAUGUUCCUUUUGAUUUUUGGGCGAGUUGUGUACAACGAAUAGAUCAUACUUUCAACUUUGUUACGUAGGCGUGUGAGUUGCGUACUUUCUAGUUACCAGAAAAUAAUUUCUUCCUAAAAUAUUAUAUAUAUUUAAUUUUCUUCCUCUAUUCGUCUAAAAUCCUUCCAUCCAAGACCAAACAGUUUCUCAUCUCUGUGUUUGUUGAUCAUUCAUUUUCCUCUCUGUGUAACCCAGGAAAUUAAAGGAAGAAAAGCAAUGUUUACAACUAACGAAGUACUGCCUGAAGACUUAAUUAUACAAAUUUUGCUAUGGUUGCCGGUGGUGUCUUUAUUGCGAUUCAAGUGUGUCUGUAAAUCAUGGUGUGCUCUCAUUAAUGGCCAAAACUUCAUCAAUAAGCACCUUCUCCACAACCAGACCACCUCUAACAAGAACAGGAACGCCGGUUUCCUCCUUAUCCAACGCCAAAAAUCUUCCAAUGAUCGUGUUUUCUCCAAGCUUCAAUAUGAAUCUCUUGAAAUAUUGUCAACACAAGCUGUUCCUUCACCGUAUUUUGGUAUUCCUAAGCAUAUACGAAUUAACAUAGUGAGCUCAAUUAAUGGUCUCGUUUGUCUGAAUCUUAACACUGCAAACCCAGAUAUUGUUCUAUGGAAUCCAGCAACAAAUGAAACAAAAGAUAUUGUUCUAUGGAAUCCAGCAACAAAUGAAACAAAAGUUCUUCCCAAGUCCGGUAUAUCCUACCCCCAAGGUAGAACCUUAACUAGAGAUGUUGGGUUUGGUUUCGACUUCAAAACUAAUGACUACAAGGUGGUCAAACUGUUAGAAAUCUUUGACCCAGAUUCUGAAUAUUGCAUCAAUGAUAUAAAUUAUUUUUAUGCAGCUGAGGUAUAUUGCUUAAGUACUGGUUCAUGGAGAACAGUUAGUACUUCUGCGCCCGGUUAUUUUAUGGACUCUGGUUGUUAUAGGACAUACACGAAAGGGAUGUUUUCUUGGAGUGCAAGUAUUCGUGAUGAUCUUGAUUUCUUUCCUGGCAUUUUGUCAUUUGAUAUGAGCAAUGAGGUAUUCCUAACAACAACAUUACCAGAUGGCGAUUUGGAGGAUCCCAAUGGUACUUGGAGAAUUUUUUUUGUGCUUAAGGAAUUGGUUUCUCUAGUUACUUUUGGUAAAGAUAGAGAACGAUUGGAGAAUUGUUUUUAUAUUUGGUCACUGCUUGAAUAUGGUGUUAAGGAGUCUUGGAUUAAGCUAUUCACUAUUGGACCUCUUAUGGGAAUUGAAAAGCCACUAGGAUUUUGGAAGAAUGAAAGCUUGUUUUUGAGAAAUAAUGAGGGGCAAUUGCUCUUGUAUGAUCCCUCGGCCCAAAAAAUUACUAAUCUUCAAGUUGAUGGACGACCGAUGCAGAUGAUUACUUAUGUUGAGAGCCUAAUUUCUCUCAAAAGAGGAAAUGAUCUUGAGGAACAAGGCAAUUCAUAAAAAUGAUUCAAUACUCAUCUAU